This is a messenger RNA of Lotus japonicus, 342 nucleotides long. RefSeq lists its product as uncharacterized. The transcript has a single exon. Bases 1 to 342 code for a protein of 113 amino acids. Gene Ontology annotation, molecular function: zinc ion binding; nucleic acid binding. NCBI's taxonomy places the organism in Eukaryota, Viridiplantae, Streptophyta, Magnoliopsida, Fabales, Fabaceae. The record is from RefSeq and is a predicted model, not a curated record.
AUGGGCCAGAACGCACCCAAUGGUGCAACCUAUGAAGGUCAAGGUAACCAAGCCCCAGGGAAGGACGUGACUUGCUUUAAGUGCAGAAAAGUGGGUCACUAUGCUAAUGUUUGCAAGGAAGACUCUAGAGUGUGCUUUAACUGCAAUAAGCUAGGACACGUGGCAAGGGAUUACAAGGCACCAAAGGUCGAAGCGGGAGCAACCUUGAAUGCUGCAGGAGGAAGGCGUCCGAUAACAGCAGGACAAGUGUACACCUUGAACGCUGACGAAGUUGAGAACACCAAGGAGCUAGCUCGGGAAUAUGCUAGUUUUGUUCGUGACCUUGUCACCGCUUUGCUUUGA